Messenger RNA from Cylicocyclus nassatus, 255 nucleotides. The record is from the annotation of a GenBank genome assembly. Lineage: Eukaryota; Metazoa; Nematoda; Chromadorea; Rhabditida; Strongylidae.
AUGGAACAUAAACCGGUCCAGAAUCCUACACAGGGAAAUGAAGGCUGCAAACGUGCUUCUAUCUGGAGAUGGUUUUCUCAAAUUCGCGGAUGCGGAUUGGCAAGGCCGUUUUAUAUGGGAAAACAGAUGCCAGUGGAACGGAAAACUCAAACAGAGGAGAAGACGAAAAGAAAGAGGCAAAACAUCGGAGGAAUUCAAGAACCUUUAGGCAACAAGGAGGCAACGGGGGAGGUGACCAGCAGAGAAGAAGUAUAG